AUGGUUGAUGCUUCGACCGUUGCCGUAGGAGCAGUCCUCCAACAGCAUAUCAACGACUCGACACGACCGUUGGCAUUCUUCUCCAAGAAGCUUUCACCUGCCGAGACGAGAUAUAGCACGUUUGGCCGUGAACUUCUCGCCAUUUACCUAGCCGUAAAACAUUUCCAACACUUCCUUGAGGGUCGUGACUUCACAAUUUUCACAGACCACAAACCACUUACAUUUGCCAUCCGAUCCCAUUCUGACAAAUAUAACCCGAGAGAGAUUUCUCAUUUGGAUUACAUCUCGCAAUUCACCACCGACAUCCGCCACAUUGAUGGCCCGAAGAAUGCGGUGGCCGACAUGCUGUCCAGACCUUCCUUCUCGGCGUUUCACCUCUCACACGGGAUUGAUCUUGGUGCUAUGGCGGCUAAACAACGACGUGUUGGAUGCCCUGGCGACGAGUCUGUUGACAGUCUUCAGUUAUUAGAAGAAGAAAAUUGGCCCUCCGGAACAGGUUUAUUUAACUGCUGACGUUUCAAAGAGCUGGGUCGGCUCUUCAUUGUCAAAGCGUAAACUGCACCUAAUCGAUCAGAAAGUUAACUUAAAGUGGCAAGCUGUGUUGGCCGGCCUCAUGCUGAUCGAUUUUUCUCUCUCCUCACGCUGCGUCGGCCUCUCAGGAAAUGGUUGACGGGCGUUUUUGCCUGUGCGCUUUAUGAGUCACCACUCCGUCGAGGGGAGCUGAUUGGACUUUAGUCGGGCGGUCGCUCUGGCGGUUCUUGUUCUUCCUCACCGAGUAAGCUCAGCGUCGGGCUAUCUCCGUGCUGUCUUCUUAUGUCCGGUGUGGUUGUUUGGUCCUGAGCUCUACGGUUAUUUGACGUCCCAUUGACCACCGGCACUUGCACAAUCCUUUGUGACGUAUCGACUCCUGCCUCGUUGCGUCGAGCUGUUUUUCAAACUCUCCACGGACUCUCCCAUCCUGGGAUUCGAGCCUCACAGAAGCUCCUCGCGGAAAGAUUCGUAUGGCCUGGGUUGAACAAGGAUGUGAAAGCCUGGACACGAUCGUGCAUUUGCUGUCAACGUAACAAGGUUCAACGCCACAACAAGUCUCCAUCGGGCACGUUCCCCAGCCCCGACGCACGGUUCAACCAUGUGCAUUUAGAUGUCGUAGGUCCUUUACUUCCAUCCAAUGGCUAUACUCACCUUCUCACCUGCGUUGAUCGCUAUACUCGUUGGCCGGAAGCCAUUCCUUUACCGAAUGUGCAAGCUGAGACCAUUGUGAAAGCCUUCGUCAGUCGUUGGGUCGCCAUAUUCGGUGCGCCAUCCAUGAUUACGACUGAUCGAGGCGCACAGUUUGAGUCCACACUUUUCCUAACUCUCCUCAACUUCCUUGGCUGCACACGUAUCCGGACGACGGCCUACCACCCAGCUGCCAACGGCAUGGUUGAGCGUUUCCACCGCCAGCUAAAAACUGCACUGCGUGCCGCAGGAGAUCCCGAAAACUUGUCAGACAAUGUACCCGUUGCACUUCUUGGCAUUCGUGCGGCACUGAAGUCAGACUUGGACUGCAGCGCAGCCGAAUUGGUUUUCGGUACUACCCUACGACUCCCUGGUGAGAUGGUCACCCCAACCUCUCGUGGUGCCGAAGAGACCCCCGAAAAUUUUGUGCAUCGUCUGCGACAAUUCAUGCGCUCGCUUUCCCCGGUUCCACCUCGAGCUCCAUCGACCGAGCCUUAG
Spirometra erinaceieuropaei is the source of this 1716-nucleotide messenger RNA. Lineage: Eukaryota; Metazoa; Platyhelminthes; Cestoda; Diphyllobothriidea; Diphyllobothriidae. The record is from the annotation of a GenBank genome assembly.